AUGCUUAGAAGAACCCUGAGAUCACUCACAGCUGGUUCAGCCAGAUUUCUCAACUACGGUAAACCACAGAACCCUUCAUAUAAUGAGCUCGCUGCAAGGAUAGAUCCCAUCAAGAGAACUGGAGAAACCAUCGAGGUUAAGAGAGCCCGUUUAACUUACCAGUGCAGAAAGAGAGGAAUUUUGGAGAGUGACUUGCUUCUUUCCAGAUUCUCUAAGAAGCAUCUCCAGAGCUUCACCAUGGAACAGUUGGAUGAGUUUGACUCGUUACUCGAUGAGCCUGAUUGGGAUAUUUACUACUGGGCCACCAAAAACUACGACGUGACGCCUUUGCCUGAGAAAUGGAAGAAUUCUGAGAUCCUCAAGUUGUUACAGGAGGAUGCUCAGAAUAAGGAUAGAGAGAUUUUGCGCAUGCCUGAGUUGCACUGA
Australozyma saopauloensis is the source of this 426-nucleotide messenger RNA. Its product is annotated as succinate dehydrogenase assembly factor. The transcript has a single exon. NCBI's taxonomy places the organism in Eukaryota, Fungi, Ascomycota, Pichiomycetes, Serinales, Metschnikowiaceae. Gene Ontology annotation, cellular component: mitochondrion. The record is from RefSeq and is a predicted model, not a curated record. The coding region runs from base 1 to 426 and encodes 141 amino acids. Gene Ontology annotation, biological process: protein-FAD linkage; mitochondrial electron transport, succinate to ubiquinone; tricarboxylic acid cycle.